AAACAAGGGCUAUGAGUGGGAUGACGCUUUUAGGCUGGAAUCUGACUCACCAACCACGCCUUUUCAAUACUCAUCUCUUAUAUUAUAUUCAUCCGCACCAAACAUUACCCAAAAUAAAAAUAAAAAAAAUAAAUUUUUUAGAUAUAAGGGAUAACAGAAGCUGCUACUGCUUUUCUUUUUCCGGAAGAUCAUCCCAAAGCUCCCUGUUUUUGGAGUUUUAAAGAUCUUUAAUUUCAGUUUCUUCUAAAUGGGUGAUCGAUUGUUUGACAGACAAAGAACUGUCCAUGAAAUCCUUGGAGGAGGUCUUGUUGCAGAUGUGAUUCUUUGGAAGCAAAAAAAUGUAACUUUGGGGAUAUUGAUGGUGACUUUUGCUGCUUGGGUGGUGUUUGAGGGAUCUGGUUAUACUCUGCUGUCUCUUGUCUCUAGUGUUCUCCUCCUCCUCUUUGCCAUUUUAUUUCUUUGGGCCAAAUCUGCUGCCGUUCUUAAUCGACCUGCUCCACCCCUUCCGGAGUUGUAUCUCUCAGAAGAAACGGUAAAUGAAGUGGCAGCUUUCGUUCGCACCCAUGUAAAUGAUUUGCUCUCAGUUUCCCACGACAUUGCCCUGGGAAAGGACUCAAGGUUGUUUUUCAAAGUAGCUGUACUCUUGUGGUUGAUUUCCUUCAUUGGUGGCUUCACAGAUUUUCUUACAUUAGGCUAUACCAGCCUCGUUAUUGUUCUUACAGUUCCAGCUUUAUAUGAAAGAUAUGAAGAUUGUAUAGAUAAAUGUGUGAUUAUGAGCUACAGGAAACUGCGGGAAUUGUAUGUGAAAUUUGAUGUGAAAAUUGUCAGCAAAGUCUGGAAAUGGAUCUUGGAAAAGAAAAAACUAAGCUAAUAUCUCCUUGCUUCGUGAUUACCUUCCUUUCUGAUAUUGGUUUUCUUUUGUGAGGAGCUGGGGAGUGUCAAUGGAGGGGCAUUAUUGGAUUGUUUUCUUAUUGAGCUGCAGGGUGUGGUAGAGUGUAUUUAUUCGAAAAUGGUUUCUUGUCUUUGUAUCCUUAUUUAGAUGCCUGAGUUUUAGGCUGUGAGAGCUUUUGAUUGAAAGAAAUAUAGGAGACACUACCCUAAUCACUUUGAGGGAAUCUGAAAAAC
This is a messenger RNA of Pistacia vera, 1125 nucleotides long. Its product is annotated as reticulon-like protein B12. The record is from RefSeq and is a predicted model, not a curated record. The transcript is spliced from 4 exons. NCBI's taxonomy places the organism in Eukaryota, Viridiplantae, Streptophyta, Magnoliopsida, Sapindales, Anacardiaceae. The coding region runs from base 248 to 871 and encodes 207 amino acids.